Molecule: messenger RNA, 3495 nt
Organism: Eublepharis macularius
Lineage: Eukaryota; Metazoa; Chordata; Lepidosauria; Squamata; Eublepharidae
Gene: ACVR1
Product: activin A receptor type 1
Exons: 10
Coding region: 355-1902 (515 amino acids)
Biological process (GO): cellular response to growth factor stimulus; BMP signaling pathway; protein phosphorylation
Cellular component (GO): plasma membrane; BMP receptor complex
Molecular function (GO): ATP binding; SMAD binding; transforming growth factor beta receptor activity, type I
Source: RefSeq, a predicted model, not a curated record
CCACCUCCCCGGGCUUGCGUUGCCUCGGCUCGCCUGCUUGGAACUUGGCGCUUGGCUGGCCCUCCUGCCAACUUUUCCUUGCCGCCGCUCGACGGGAAGUCGCUUUCCUGGCUCCCAAGGGCGCCGCCGCGAAGGGAGCAGACGCCGCUGGAAGGAGGCCGGGCGCUGGGAAGAUGCGGCGGGGAGCGGCGCAGUGAUUAGAGCGCGGACGAGCUCGGCGGCUGCGGCGGGUGUCUCUUUACAGCUUCCAGCCGCUGCAGCAAACCCAUGGCAGGGAAGUUCCUGCUGCUCCUCCUCUAGCUGUGCCUGGGGAUCGUGCACCGCCUGCCCCCUUCCUUCUUUGUCUGCGGUGCUAUGAGGAGGUCUACAAUGAUAAAUGGACUCAUUCUUCCUGUACUAAUCAUGGUGUUUUUUCCUUCCCCCAACAUGGGAGAUGAUGAGCUGAAACAGAACAUGGUCUACUUCGAAUGCGUGUGUGAAGGCAUGUCCUGUGGGAAUGGCGACCGCUGUAGAGGUCAUCGGUGCUUUGCCUCCUUGAGCAUCAAUAACGGUGCCAAAGUGUAUCAGAAGGGUUGCUUCCAAGUCUAUGAACAGGGGAAAAUGACAUGCAACACACCUCCCUCUCUCGAUCAAGCUGUUCAGUGCUGUGAAGGAUACCUGUGUAACGUAAAUAUUACAGCACAGCUGCGUGCAAAAGGGCACCCGCUUCAAGGGGAACUGGCGGGUUACCCCAAGGAAAUGCUCAUCGUUUUUAUACUUGCUCCAGUUAUAGUGCUGAUGAUAUUUUCAGCCAUAGCUGUGCUGAUCAUCCGAAAAGUGCAGCAGCACCAUAUGGAAAGGCUCAACUCGAGAGAUGCAGAGUAUGGAACAAUCGAGGGACUCAUAGCCUCAAACGUUGGUGACAGCACGCUGGCAGACUUGUUGGACCAUUCCUGCACAUCUGGGAGUGGCUCUGGUCUUCCCUUCUUAGUGCAAAGAACAGUGGCUCGCCAAAUUACUCUAUUGGAGUGUGUAGGAAAAGGUCGAUAUGGAGAGGUCUGGAGAGGACAGUGGCAAGGAGAAAACAUUGCAGUAAAGAUCUUUUCUUCCCGAGAUGAAAAGUCCUGGUUCAGGGAAACGGAAUUGUAUAAUACAGUGUUACUGAGGCAUGAAAACAUUUUAGGCUUCAUUGCCUCAGAUAUGACUUCCAGGAAUUCCAGCACUCAGUUGUGGCUAAUCACACACUAUCAUGAGAUGGGCUCUUUGUACGAUUAUCUCCAGCUCACAACACUGGACACGGUCAGCUGCCUCCGGAUUGUCUUGUCUAUUGCUAGUGGCCUUGCACAUUUGCACAUAGAGAUAUUUGGGACCCAAGGGAAACCUGCCAUUGCUCACCGCGACUUGAAGAGUAAAAAUAUCCUGGUUAAGAAAAAUGGACAGUGUUGCAUAGCAGAUUUAGGCCUUGCAGUCAUGCACUCCCAAAGCACUAAUCAGCUGGAUGUGGGGAACAACCCCCGCGUGGGUACCAAGCGCUACAUGGCCCCAGAAGUCUUAGACGAAACCAUCCAAGUGGACAGUUUUGACUCAUACAAAAGGGUUGAUAUUUGGGCAUUUGGACUGGUCCUAUGGGAAGUUGCCAGGCGCAUGCUUAGCAACGGCAUUGUUGAAGACUACAAACCUCCUUUUUAUGAUGUCGUUCCUAACGACCCUAGUUUUGAAGACAUGAGAAAAGUAGUCUGUGUGGAUCAGCAAAGGCCAAACAUUCCUAACAGAUGGUUUUCUGACCCUACGUUAACGUCCCUUGCCAAGUUGAUGAAAGAAUGCUGGUAUCACAAUCCAUCAGCAAGAUUAACAGCUUUGCGUAUAAAAAAGACCUUGACCAAAAUUGAUAAUUCCUUAGAUAAGAUCAAAGCUGAUUGUUGAUAAUCAACACAUGUGAUGCUGGACAGACACACAGCUUACCAUCCGGCAUAGAAAAGCAGCUGGGUGAAAUCUAAGACUCGGUCCCAAGUGACUUCAUAGAUAGGCAGAAAUAAUUUUACCUGGCCCAGCUGUUUGAGAGGAAAUGGAACCAUUUGAGCCUUAAUUGGUGACUCUUGUUAUUUUAUAACUGGCCAAAAGACUUAAGCUGGAUCUAUGGAGGCCUAUGGAAGGAAGACACAGAAAUCUUAAGACAAGACUGGGGCAUUACAGCUAUGGCCUUUAAUAGCUUUUUAUUUUGGAAAAAUGAAAUAAACAAGUCAAUUGUCUUCUUGUGGCUCCCAGGUUCAACAAAUGGACACGGUCAAUUCUCAUCGGCAAUAUUGCCUGUGCGUCUCUUCUUUAUUGCACUAGGGAUUCUUUACAUUCUUUUCUUGCACUGUUACUGUUAAUUUUAAAGACAUGACUUGCCAAAAAAUAUUAAGAUUGGCUUAUGUACUCAAUCCGUGUUUAUUAAUUAGGAGGAAACCAGUUUGGGAAACUGAAUCUGUAACUGACUUCUUUUUUUUUUUACUGCAUUUUUACAUAUGUGUACUGUUUACAAUAAUGCUGGACACUAGGAAUUGUUUAUAAGGAAACUUUCAGAUUUUAUUUAUUACUAGUGCACUUAGCAGUUUUAAGAAAGCUGAAGAAAGUGCAUACAGUUAAAAGCUUAUUUUUAUGUGGCUUCUAUCGUUUCUUACAGUCUAACCCAAAACAGUUCCUCUUCUCUUCUUUCCCUGUAUUUUCAGUUACACAUUUUAAUCACUUUUUUGAAAGUGCUUCACAUUUUAUAUGUGUGUGGUCUGUAACAUAUAUUUUCAGUUCAUAAUAUACAGAACAUUUAUAUCUAUAUCUAUAUAUCAAAAUAUAAAGCCAUUACCCAAAUGAUGCCACAUCUAGUACCUUAUUGAUCUAGAGGAGGGAAGGGAAGCAAUGAAGGGAAAUGAUAUAUCAUGGAAGUUAUAGGAAAGUGCAUUUUUCUUCGCAGCUAUACAUAACGUGCAUUUAAACUCGUAUCAGGAAAAAAACGUAUUUUUUUAAUUUACUUUUUGUAUUUAGCAGUUAUUUGUAUAAAUGAAAUAGAAUAUUUUCAAGUCAACGGGAAGGAAAUGUUCUCUCAGUUUGUGCCUUCCAUGGCAUAAGGUAAAUAGUGUGUGGUCUGCCUCACCAGUUUAUAUCCUAAGAUUCUCACCCCUUGCUCUGUUUGUAAGAAAGGAUUGAUGCCAGCCGACCAGCGCGUUGGCUGAUGCAUGACUGAAGAUGAUCCUCAGCAAUCCUUCAUACAGCUGAUGCUGAUGCUGCGGGGAGGGGGUGGUCCAUGCCAAAGCCGUAACUUCACAGUGAUGUGAAUUGUUGUGUGAUGGUACAUGAAUGAGCUGGAUCACAUAUGUUCUCACCAUGGCUUUUUAUCAUGAGUUUCCUGAGUAAAAAGUUUGAUCCUAGUGCCUUGCUUUGCCUUGCCUUGUGACUACGCCGCUGUUUCCCCCUCUGGAACCCUCUUAAAUAAUACUUAAGGCUGCUGAAUGUAAUGGUGGUUGCUCUAUAACCAUUAAA